UUUGAAAAGAAAAAUAUAUAUACAGUAUGUGGUAAAGACACUUUGACCUCAUCAUCAGUUUUAGAAAGAUGAUGGGUUCGGCAGAGGUUGAUAUAAUCGGUUGUAAAUCAGUUCAAGAACUGUCGUUGGAUUCUGAAAAUCUACCAUCAAAUAAUUAUAUCUACAAGGAAGGUGGUGUUGGAUUUCGUGAUGCUCUUCUUCCUUCACAAUCAGAUCUUCAUAUUCCAGUUGUUGACAUUGGCAAACUCAUUUCUCCAUCUACAUCACAACAAGAGCUUCAUAAACUUCACUCUGCACUCUCUUCUUGGGGAUUGUUUCAGGCAAUAAACCAUGGCAUGACAAGCUUGACUCUUAACAAAGUGAGGGAAAUUUCAAAGCAAUUCUUUGAACUUUCAAAGGAAGAAAAGCAAAAAUAUGCUAGGGAGCCAAACGGUAUUGAAGGAUAUGGAAAUGAUGUAAUAUUAUCAGAAAACCAAAAGCUUGAUUGGACUGACAGAGUAUAUCUUAAGGUACAUCCGGAACAUCAGAGGAAUUUCAAACUUUUUCCCCAAAAACCCAAUGAUUUCAGGAAUACUAUAGAACAAUAUACUCAAAGUUUAAGGCAGUUAUAUGAAAUAAUUUUAAGAGCCGUAGCAAAAUCACUGAACUUGGAAGAGGAUUGCUUCCUAAAGGAAUGUGGAGAGAGAGAUACAAUGUUUAUGAGAAUCAAUUACUACCCUCCAUGUCCUAUGCCUGAUCAUGUUCUAGGCGUAAAGCCACAUGCUGAUGGAUCAUCUAUAACUUUUUUGCUGCAAGAUAAAGAGGUAGAAGGCCUUCAAGUCCUAAAAGAUAACCAGUGGUUUAAAGUUCCAAUUAUCCCUGAUGCUCUCGUGAUUAAUGUUGGUGAUCAAAUAGAGAUAAUGAGCAAUGGAAUUUUCCAGAGUCCAGUACACAGAGUAGUGAUAAAUGAAGAAAAGGAAAGGCUCACAGUAGCAAUGUUCUGCAUCCCAGAUUCUGAACAAGAGAUUAAACCAGUCGACAAAUUAGUGGACGGGACAAAGCCAAUAUUAUACAGACCAGUGAAAAACUAUGUUGAUUUAUAUUUUCAGUAUUACCAGCAGGGAAAAAGGCCAAUUGAAGCUUCCAAAAUUUAAUCAUAGUUAUGUACAAGACUUCUCGGAACUUUGUGAAAUGGAAGAGAAUGAGAAUGAAAAUGAAAUAAAAUGUGUAUUGUGAAAAUUCUGAGCUGUGGCUGAUACUUUAGAUAAAAUAAAUGUUUAUUUGUAUAAUAGUUUAAUUAAAAGCCAAAAUCAUAAAUCCUUUAAAGGAACAUGAUAAUAAUUAA
Medicago truncatula (barrel medic) is the source of this 1324-nucleotide messenger RNA. RefSeq names its product codeine O-demethylase. The transcript has 4 exons. The record is from RefSeq and is a predicted model, not a curated record. The coding region runs from base 69 to 1133 and encodes 354 amino acids. Lineage: Eukaryota; Viridiplantae; Streptophyta; Magnoliopsida; Fabales; Fabaceae.